Messenger RNA from Drosophila kikkawai, 2585 nucleotides. RefSeq names its product polyglutamine-repeat protein pqn-41. Lineage: Eukaryota; Metazoa; Arthropoda; Insecta; Diptera; Drosophilidae. The record is from RefSeq and is a predicted model, not a curated record. Gene Ontology annotation, molecular function: protein binding.
UCCCCGAUAGCUGUGGGUGACAAAAGCUGUCAGGAGAAAGUUCACAAAUUUCCUGGACAUUUCCAUUGGUUUACAUUUUCAGCCGCUUAACUUUUUCUGUCAUCUUCUAAUAUGAAUAUUAAAUAAAAAUAUAAAUCAAAGCAACUGCAAAAUCAGUGAACAAUUCUAAGCCCGGGAAAGUCCGUGGCUGUAAUUAUUUCCAAGGCGUUGAAGUGUGAACAAAGGAAAAGUGUGUGCGGAAGAAGAAAAGUCCAAAAAUCAAUAAGCGUAUAAAAUUUGUAAACACGACAAGCCCUCGACCAGCCUCUCUGGAUCUCUCUCUUUCCCCGGGUAACCACCCCCUCUCAAUACCCAUUCCACCGGUGAACUGUGACCGCCAGCUGCCCAAAAAGUAAAAAAAAAGAAAUAAAAGAAAGGCUUGGGGCGUAAACAUAAAACCACAAAAAAUAACCAUUAACCGUCACAAUGAUGGCCAUUUGCGUGCUGUUACUGACGAUGAUGAUCGCUGGAGCAGCGGCCACCGCAGAGCAGGUGGAGUACCUGGAUACCCAUCCGCGGCAAUCGAUGCCAGCGGAUUACGAUCACCGAUUGAGCAAGCGCAUGGAUCUGGAGGUGUGCAUAGGCCACUUUGAUGUCCACAAAAACACCAUAAUUCGCACUGGAGAAUCCCAGGCUAUUGGCGGAAAGUAUCUCCAGGGCCUCGAGCUGGACACCAUUGAGGAGUGCGAGCGUCUCUGCUGUGAGACGGAUGCUUGCGAUGUGUACAUCUUCGAGCGAAAGACCGGCGGCUACUGCUAUCUCUUCGAGUGCGGUCCGCCCGAGAACUUCCACUGCAAGUUUACGCGGCACUCCAACUACACGAGCUCCGUGUUGACCCCGCAGGCACGGCAGACCAGCGAACUGGCCAGCACUCCGCGACCACAGCUGCCGCACAUACCCAGUAACAACAUUUCGCAGCAAGAGUGGGAGCUAAGCAACCUCAAGCUAAAGCCGGAAGCGAGGGACAAGCCCUCGGUGGCCUCGCCAGCGGUGGCUCCCACCGGCUCGGGGGGAUCUGGAACUGGAGUGGGUGUGGCCCAAGCCCAAGCAGUUAACCCAGUUCAAAGUGUUCCCAUUGCGCAUUGUAGCCGCUUCCAGUUCACCUGCCACUCCGGUGAGUGCAUUGCAGUGUACAACGCCUGCGAUGGCAUUCCCCAGUGCGAAGAUGGCAGCGAUGAGGGACCGGAAUGCGAUGCCGUAUCAUCGAGUGCCACGAAAUCGAGUGGCAGCAGCAGCAGCAGCGUGGAGCCCGUGAAGCCAAUGGUGCAGCAAUAUCUACCUGUGCAGCAGCAAUUACAGGUAGCCGCUCAGCAGCAGCAGCAACAACAACAGCAGCAGCAGCCACAACAUGUCAUUGUUCUGGGGCCACCUCCUCCGCCGCCACCACCACCGCCCAUGGUCAACAAUCGCGAAGAUGCCGCUGCUUGGGCAAACCGCAAGAUGAUUACCGAGGGGCAGCAACAACAGCCGCAACAGCAACAGGGAGGAAGCAUAGCCACAGAUGAGCAGAGCCAUAUCUUCAGUCACAAAGGCCUCCAGUUACAGCCACCGUCGGCGAGUGCCCAGGUUCAGGGGCAGCAGGCACAGGGAGGUGCAGCAAUUGUCCAGCAAGUUCAGGGACAAUCAACACCGCUCCAAGUGUCUGCCUAUGACAGCAAUCAAGCCAUGUACGGGAUGUCGCUGCCACGCUCCGGAAUGUAUGUUUCCCAGCAGCAGCAGCAGCCACUCCAGAAUCCCCAGCAGCAGCUCCAGGCAGCUUCCUCUGGCCAACAAAUGUCUCCAAAUGUGGUGUGGCCCCAACAGCAGCAGCAGCCACAGUUGCCGGUGCAGCAGCAACCACAACAGCAACUGAGUCAGGUCUAUGCUGCAGCUGCUCCAGCUCCGCCAGUUCAGCACCAAACGGCGGCAAUGCUGCCAGUCCUGAAUGCUGCACCGGCUCAGGGCAAAAACCAGGCUCCCUCUGCUGAUGGGGAUUACGAGGAUUACGACGAGGAAACCUACACAGAGGCCCCAAAAAAGAAGCAACACAAGCACAAGAAGGUCAAAGUCAAAACGGCCAAGGAUCCCAUCGAACUGGCCUUGGAGCAGAAUAAGCAACAGCAGGAGACGGCAGCGGGUGCAUCACUGUCAUCGGCAACUCUGCUUGUUCCCGUUUCUGCCGUACACGAGCAGUACAAGAUGAUACACGAGAAUCUGGCAAUGGAGUUCCGGGACCACGACGGCCAUUCGGAGCGUCCUGGCGGAGCUGUGCUCUCGCUGACUCUAGGCCUGUUGGUCACUGCCGCCUUGGCCAUUCUCAUUGGAUGCCGAAUGCGCACGGUUAGCCGGAGGGCACGGCGUUUGGGCGGCAAGACGCCCUACUCUCAGGAGGCCGACUUCCUGGUCAAUGGCAUGUAUCUCUAAGGGAGGACAUUCGUCGGUGUCGGGAACAGGGGGGUUGGCCAAGAUUUUUGUUGUUCCACAAGCAGCGAUGGGAAUCGUAAAUAUUAUAAUUAUUUAUGAUGUAAUAAAUGUAAUAAGAAACAUAUUUUAUAUAAACAAUGAUA